Molecule: messenger RNA, 1381 nt
Organism: Musca domestica (house fly)
Lineage: Eukaryota; Metazoa; Arthropoda; Insecta; Diptera; Muscidae
Gene: PCID2
Product: PCI domain-containing protein 2 homolog
Exons: 3
Coding region: 154-1347 (397 amino acids)
Biological process (GO): post-transcriptional tethering of RNA polymerase II gene DNA at nuclear periphery; transcription elongation by RNA polymerase II; poly(A)+ mRNA export from nucleus
Cellular component (GO): transcription export complex 2
Molecular function (GO): RNA binding; double-stranded DNA binding
Source: RefSeq, a predicted model, not a curated record
CUGCCGUCGUUUUUGCAACUCUAGAACCCUAUUAACUCUCGCCGUAUUUGUUUUCUUGCGAAAAUUCAAUUGUUUCUUGUGCCGGUGAUUGUUUUAAUAAAUAAAAGAGAAAAAACUAAAAAACUAGUGAACAGUCACAAAGUCAACGACAAAAUGUUUGGAACAUUAAAUAAUUAUCUCAGCAGUGUCCACCGGGCAUGGACAAAUGGUGAUGGUGACACUUUGGCCUCAUACAUCUCCCUCAAAGACAAGCAUAUUAUGAAUCGUAAUUUAUAUGUUGAAUCGCCGGAAAAUGCUGUGGGUCGUUUGUUAGAAUCACCCAUAGAUGAGAUACUAUGUGCACAUCUAAAAGUUUUAUAUUAUCUGGGUUUGGAACCCCGAGAUUUCAUGCAAGCCUAUAAAUAUCAAUCACAAUGCAUACAGUCGGUGGUGAAAAUGUUACAACAAUUAAAGGAAGAAAAUUGGUGUUUACCCGUUAUGUACACAGCCUGCUUGGAUUUGAGAAUACUAGCCCAACGUUGCGAAGAAAUGGGCAAUAGCUCGAAACCAGGGGAAAUUCUGGAAAAGGCGGCCGAUUGCCUUAUGAGUUGUUUUCGUGUGUGUGCAGCUGAUAACAGAUCGUCUGACAGCGAAACAAAACGUUUGGGCAUGUUGAAUCUAGUCUGUCAACUGUUCAAGGUUUAUUUCCGCAUCAACAAGUUACAUUUAUGUAAACCGUUGAUACGUGCCAUCGAUUCGAGCGCCUUCAAAGAUAUGUUCCCGCUGCCAGAACGCAUCACAUACAAAUACUUUGUUGGACGCAAAGCCAUGUUCGAUUCCGACUACAAGAGUGCCGAUGAAUUUUUAUCGUUUGCCUUCAAGCACUGCCCCAAGAAUUUUCCUCGCAACAAAAGACUUAUACUCAUUUAUUUAGUGCCCGUUAAGAUGCUGCUUGGCUUUUUGCCCAAAAAGCAUAUCUUGGAACGCUAUGACGUUUUGCAAUUUCACGAAUUGGCAGAGGCUCUCAAAGAGGGCAAUGUUCGUAAAUUUGACGAUGUCAUACAGAGGCAUGAAAUUUUCUUUAUAAAAUGUGGCAUUUAUUUGCUGGUUGAGAAACUUAAAUUUAUUGUCUAUCGUAAUCUCUUCAAAAAAGUUUAUCUCAUCAAGCAGACACAUCAAUUGGAUUUGAAUGCAUUCGCCACGGCGUUACAGUUUGUGGGUGAAACGGACAUGACCAUCGACGAGACACAUUGCAUUGUGGCCAAUCUGAUAUUUGAGGGGAAAAUUAAAGGUUAUAUUUCGCAUAGCCAUAAUAAACUGGUGGUGUCGAAGCAGAAUCCUUUUCCCCCACUGAAUACGGUUUCCUGAGAUAUCGAAUGUUAAAUGUUGUAAUAUUUUUUUU